Cylindrotheca closterium is the source of this 654-nucleotide messenger RNA. Lineage: Eukaryota; Bacillariophyta; Bacillariophyceae; Bacillariales; Bacillariaceae. The record is from the annotation of a GenBank genome assembly.
AUGAAUUGCAAAGAACACCAUUUACCAGAACUAGAACUAUCGACUGGCCAAGUGAGAGAGGCGCUGCAGGCUAUAUUAUACACGAUACUUUUCAUCCGAAGUCCGGGACCUGUCACACCCCGUGAUGUGGAAUGCGAAGGUUUCAAUCUUACGUAUCCCCGAAUUGCUAGUGACAAAAUGUCUUCAAUGCCAUCGGCGCACUCUGCGUUAGACAGCAAUGUUGACAAGAAAGUGGAUGAUGGAAUAGGGUCCUUUUUAAUGACACUUUCACAAAUCGGUCCAGAACUGUUAAGUGGAGGAUUGACUAUCAGCUUUUUUGAACGACGGGCUACAAGACAACUUUUUGGGCUGGUUUCGAAUGAAGAAAAAGUUAUUUGGGAACAGUGGCAUCUUCGAGUAGUGGUGAACAAUACUCCCAGACCCGUCAGUGAUGAUUCUGCGGCAGUCAUGGAACGACAACGAAUUCAAGACAUGGCCGAAGGUAUGCUGCGGUCUGCCUUGGUCAAGAUUUUUGAAAUUUCCGGAGGUGCCAUUGACCAUGUACCUCCUGUCAUGUACGAAUUUGAAAUCAAUUGCUCCAAAAAAGCAGACGACCGGGAAAAUGUCUACUCGAGAGUGGCCAACAUGCCUUCCUUGAUAAACCUGAGCAAUUGA